Molecule: messenger RNA, 1761 nt
Organism: Morone saxatilis (striped sea-bass)
Lineage: Eukaryota; Metazoa; Chordata; Actinopteri; Moronidae
Gene: lztfl1
Product: leucine zipper transcription factor-like 1
Biological process (GO): negative regulation of protein localization to cilium
Cellular component (GO): cytoplasm
Source: RefSeq, a predicted model, not a curated record
GCUGGUGGAUGAAACCUUCACAGUGGACGAAGUGAAGGAGAUGCUGGAUGGGCUGCAGGUGGUGGUGCGUGGGGAGGUGGAGAUGGAGCUCAUCAACACAGCCCACACCAAUGUGCUGCUGCUCAGGCAGCUCUUCUCACAGGCCGAGAAGUUUUAUCUUCGACUGCAGAGCGAUAUCUCAGAGCUGGAGAACAGGGAGCUGUUGGAACAAGUGGCUGAAUUUGAGAAGACCGACUUUAAAACCACCGAUAAGAUAAACCAGGAAACAAGCAAACCCAAGCUAGCGCCUCUGAAUGAAGGUGGAGUGUCUGAACUUCUUAACAAGGAGAUAACGAGACUACAGGAGGAAAAUGAUAAACUGAAAGCCAGACUGCGGACUUUAGAAUCUCAGGCAAUGAGCGCGCUAGAUGAGAAAACCAAGGCAGAGAGAGCUCUGAAAGACCUUCAGAAGGUGCACGGUGAACAGCAGCUGGCUGCUAAAUCCCAGGAGAUCAGCAGUCUCGAGGACACAGUGGAAGCUCUAAGGGAGGACUAUGAACGGUCUCUUAGUGCCAACGCUGUCUCCCAGAAGGAUCUGCAGGAGAACCUGAUUUCAUCCAAACAUGAGCUUCUGCGAGUGCAGGAGCAGCUGGCCAUGGCAGAGAAGGAGUUGGAGAAGAAGUUCCAGCAAACUGCGGCCUACCGCAACAUGAAGGAGAUCCUAACCAAGAAGAAUGAGCAGAUCAAAGAUAUUAGAAAACGAUUGCAGAGAUAUGAACCCAAUGAAUGAGCUCUACCCAAGACAGCUGGUUAAACAGGUGUCCAGAGGGUGAGACAGGAAAAUUUAUGACUUGGACAAGAGACCAUCAGCUCUACUGCUGUAAGACAAGAGAGACAGAAAAAAGCACUUCCAUGAGGAAUUGUUUAUUCAUGCUUUAUCUGGCAUCUUCAGUAGUUAUUGGCUUUAGUAAAGAGCUGGCGCGGGGAGGUCGGCACACAACUGAACACGAAAAAUGAAGUAGUGACAAAUGAUAGCCUUUUUCAGCUGUGCUUUUUUUUCUACGUCUCAAUUUGGGGCUCACUUACAGUAGCUAGCAGACUUCCCUCAGUGCUCUAUGCAAUUACUAUCACGUCCCUAUUUAAAGAGGCCUUGUCCAUUUGCUGAAUUGGACAGAUAUGUACUGUCUGCCUGAAGCUUUGCAGUCUUAUCUAAUCAGAUGGUUAUAGGUAUAUGUUUAGCUUUCUAGCACCAGGUAAUUGAUUAUUGAUAUUUUGCUGAUCUGUCUUAAUUUUAGCAGCCCCUUUUGUAGUGAAACAUGAUUGAGUUAGACCCAAGCAAUCCCCUAGCCAGUUUCAUUUUUUUUUAUUAUUAAUAGCGAGCAGCUCUGAAGUCAACCCUUUGCUUUAAUUUGUUACCUAAACACUUUUCUCACACAAAUAUUUCCAAUGAUCUGACAUUCUGUGAAAGUCUGAUCAUCGAAAAUAUACCAGAUUACUUAGUGCGUUCAUUUUUUCUGCUCUUGCAUAUAGAGUGACAUGGAUAGUGAUCUAAAACGAUUUCCCUACUUCCCUACACAAAGGGCAUAGAAUAUUUUUGUCUGGAAUCUUUAACUGUGUACUUUUCGUAUUGCUGUGGGUGAUGGAGUGUAACAGAAAAAAAAAUAAAUAUAUACAUGAUGUUCAUGAAGUAAUGCUCUUGUAGAGUAUGAUACAUCUACCCUAUAUUACACUAGAUGUGCAUUUGUUUGUAUUGUGCAAAGUAUGGGGUAAUAAAAGCUGUUA